AUGAUAGUGAUGAAGAUGUCGACGAUGAUGAUGACGAUGAUUUAUUUUUUUAAACCUAUUUCCGGUUUGUUAAAAAAAAAAAAUUUUGUUCCCCCCAACGUGACGUCACACAUUCAAUUGAUUCAUAUAAAAAUUAUAAAUUUUUUUUUUUUUUAUUUUUUUAGGACGAGUUCGGAAAAGAAAAAACACGUGAAAAGGCCGAUGAACGCAUUCAUGGUUUGGGCCCAAGCAGCCAGAAGACAAUUAGCGGAUAUUUAUCCAGCUUUACACAAUGCCGAACUAUCGAAAACUUUAGGUACACUCUGGAGUAUAAUAAUCAUGUUGUCGACUACGUGUAAAAAACCAUUUAUAACGGAAGCGGAAAAACUACGACAAGUACAUAAGAAAAAAUAUCCCGAUUAUAAAUAUCAACCGAGAAGAAAAAAAGGUUCGAAAUGCGGUCACGAGGGAUUGUCAAAAAGUGAUUCAAUGAAUUUCAGGUAUUGA
Molecule: messenger RNA, 486 nt
Organism: Pediculus humanus corporis (human body louse)
Lineage: Eukaryota; Metazoa; Arthropoda; Insecta; Psocodea; Pediculidae
Product: sox9, putative
Exons: 3
Coding region: 1-486 (161 amino acids)
Biological process (GO): regulation of transcription by RNA polymerase II
Cellular component (GO): nucleus
Molecular function (GO): RNA polymerase II cis-regulatory region sequence-specific DNA binding; DNA-binding transcription factor activity, RNA polymerase II-specific
Source: RefSeq, a predicted model, not a curated record